CGUGAGCCGAGCCCGAUGGAGCUGUUUGUGGAGACGCACGUGCGGAGUCAAGACCGCCAGAAGGGGGCGCAACAGUUCGUUGAUAACCGUGCUCAGCAUUUCGUGGAGACCUAUAAUAAUCGGUUGAGGGAGAGAUACGGGGACGAUACUUUGACCCAUCCGGAAUUCGAUCCGGAUUUGUGGAUGGAGGUUGGCUCGUCAGGUGGACCCGAUAAAAAUCGGGUUUACGGGCUCUCCAACACUACGGCCGACAACUUGCGGUCGACCCGUAGUGUUUCAACCGUUGGGAGCUCCCAAUCAAUAGCGAGCUCCCAAUCUAAGGAGUUCGUGGCUUUGCAGCAACUCAACGAGAAAUACGACAACCUACAAGCGGAGUACGCACAACUCAAAGCGUCUCAUGCACAACAAAGAGCGGAGUCUGAGCAAUUCAAAGCGUCUCAAGCACAACAAAAAGCGGAGUAUGAAGCGGCUCAUGAACAGCAAAAAGCAGAAAAAAUAGAGAGACAUCCAUCUACACUUCUAAGGCCACCAUCAUCAUUCCGUGGAACUCGAUUCCAAAUUGUUUGCACGUCAUCACCAAAAUAA
Populus trichocarpa (black cottonwood) is the source of this 585-nucleotide messenger RNA. RefSeq lists its product as uncharacterized. The coding region runs from base 16 to 585 and encodes 189 amino acids. The record is from RefSeq and is a predicted model, not a curated record. Lineage: Eukaryota; Viridiplantae; Streptophyta; Magnoliopsida; Malpighiales; Salicaceae. The transcript is spliced from 3 exons.